Sceloporus undulatus (fence lizard) is the source of this 6350-nucleotide messenger RNA. It is a transcript of the gene TOPAZ1, whose product is annotated as testis and ovary specific TOPAZ 1. The coding region runs from base 514 to 6273 and encodes 1919 amino acids. NCBI's taxonomy places the organism in Eukaryota, Metazoa, Chordata, Lepidosauria, Squamata, Phrynosomatidae. Gene Ontology annotation, biological process: spermatid development; spermatocyte division. The transcript is spliced from 21 exons. The record is from RefSeq and is a predicted model, not a curated record.
GAGGGGACGAAGGGCGGCUUCUUAGGCGGAGGAGGUCUGGGCCAGGCCUGUGGGGAAGGAGGGUGGAAGGAAGGUAGCUUUUUAGGUGGACUUCCAUAACAAUGCAUUACAUUGAGUUCCUGGGACGCUGACCAUGGGGAAGGUUUUCAUUUUCGGAGGCUGGCUCAGCGUUUUUGGGAUCCCCAGAUUUAAAGGAAGAGGGAAAAGAUUAGGUUAAAAGGGCAUUUUAAUAGGGUUUUUUGAGUUUCCCGAGGGGCUUGAAGGAUUUGCUCUAGGCUGAGAGGAACGUGGCAAUCCCACGCCAGAAGCUGUGUUCAGUUGUAUGUUAAACAAAAGCUUCAACAAAGAGGAUUUAACAAAAGUAACAACAACAAAAAUUAGGGCUACUGAGAGAGAAGCAUCGACAGGACAAGGAGUUUUUCCUCUAAAAGGAAGAAGGGACCAGAAAAGUUGUGGGAAAGAGGUGUGAAGUGACUGUGUCACAACCACAUUGUAAAGUUGGAAGUGGUUUUGAUGAAAGGGCUAAAGUCAAAGAAACCUGUGCAGAAUGAACAGGGGAAGGAACCAGAUCUUGCUUGUAGAACUGCUGUGCAAAAUAAAUCGGCAUCACAGGACAGAAAGAAAAAAAAUAGCGCCUCGGUGGGUCGUCAUGGAAAAGACAUGAUCCCAGAGGAAAAUUGUGUGACUGGUUUGCCAAAUGGUGAACAAAAAAACCAAAACUGCAUACAGAAUGCAAAGGGCUUCAGAGAGAAGCAUAGGAGUUCCUCGGUGAAAAUGCAGACUCAGAAGAAAGUUAAAAAUACAACCAAAAAGGAUAGGAAUUCAAUUGUAAGGCUAGACUCUCAGAGCGUAAAAAGGAGCGUGCAGAAAACCAGCAGCUGCUCUGCUUUGGAGCCAAAACCUCAGGAGAAACCAAGGAACUUAGGAGAGAAGACUAAACCAGUUUGGCCUGAGCAGAAGUCUAGUGUGAACCAGGGUAAAGGACAAAGAACAAAGAGGAGAUGCUCACCAAACGUAGACUGUAGCAUGCAGAGCGUAAGCCUUAGGAAGUGUAGAGAAAGAAGCAUUCGUUUGUGUAAAUCACAGCAGCAGAGCCCUGAGAAUUGUACAAGGAAUUUGGAGAAAGCAAGGGCAUCUCCUGCCUUACACCUUUCAAAUGGUAAUCUUACGGAAGAAGCAAGGGAGCAUAUAGCAUAUAGCAAAGAGUUGAGAUCAUUAAAGUCUCGGGAACCAAAGGUUAAAAAGAAGAACUCUUCUGUGGCGUCGACUACCUCAAAAUUGCUGGAUGACACGGGAACUCAGAAACAAAAUAGUCAACGCUUAUUGAAAUACGCUGCACAUUGUGAAGACAACAAAAAGUGCCAAAGCAGUACAGAAGAAGGAACUUGUAGAAUAGUAACUCGGGCUUUUUUGAAAUCAAAGAUGUGUAAAAACGAUGGUGAGAAGUUAAGCUGGGAGCUAAAAAAGUCUGUUAGUGAGAUUCCUCGGUGCGGACAAGUAGUCUUAAAAAGGAAUGUGGCCAUAGAACAAAUGUUAGAUACCAGAACAGGGGCUAGGAGAAAGAAACAGGCAAGUGGAAAAGAUGAAGUGAUUUCAGCUGAACUUAAAAAAGGGAACAGAACAUCUAGAGUGUACAGUCGAGAAGUUUCAAACAAACAACAUGCAAAGCUGGCAGAGGUUGAUAAUGACUGCAGUCUGUGGAAUCUGCUAGAACAAUCUACAUGUCCUCCAGUACCUAAAUCAGAUGAGACUGAAAACAAAGAUUGUGCUAAUCGGUGUUUUGGGAGGGAGGUUGAAAUAUAUUGUGAUGCUGCUUCUUCUCCUGUUACAAACUUCAAAUGUCUACAGCCAUUGGAUAUAGAAGAAGUUGGGGGAAAAGUGGAAAAUAACAGAUCAGUAGUUUGCCAGGAUGUAAAACCUAGAUAUCUUGUUGAGCAUAGUGACUUGCCAUGUAGUAUAGAAAGGUUUCCAGUUGUUAAAUUGCUUGACUGCUGUUACAUUAAGGCAUUGUUAAAACCUGGCGGUGUCAAGAGCAUUCAAAGCAGUAAAGUUCAUUUUGGAUCCCUGCAUGUUGCACCUAGCCAGGGAAAGGUUCUGUCUUCCAGUAGGGAUAUGGGACAGAAGGAUUUGAUCAAUAGCCCUAAUUUAUUGCAAGCUGAAAGAUCUUUGCCCCAAGAAAACAUAUUGGUGGGAAAAGAAAUGUGCCAAAAUCGUAAUAGGUCAUCAAAAUGUCAAAAUGGAAAACGCCUCAGGGAAAGAAAAUGGUGUGUGGAUUUUAAACAACAAAGCAAAAAGAUAAAAAUAUCAAGAGAUUUAGAAAAAUUAGCCGUCCAGAACGUUGUUGCAAACAUGGACAAAACUAGUGAAUGUGGAUUCCAAAUGGACGAUAAGCUUGCCACAGAAGAUUUUCCAACAGCUUGGGGAAAUUUAAACUAUAAUGAAAGGACUUGCUUAUCUUUUCUUGAGCAUAGGCCUGAUUUCCUCCUGGAACAGCUUCAUCAAAGACCUCAGAACCUACUUGACAGUUUAUCUUGUAAUGAAAAAGUGAGUGAAGAACACUUAGCCACCUGUGAUGCCAGUGACUUUGAGAAAUCUCUGGAUCUUAGAAAAGAAGAUGUUCUUGAAAUAAAGAGCAUGGAAGCAGAAAUUAGUGUUGACAAAAAAUCAAACUGUGAUAAUUCCAUAGUGAAGAUGCUGGUCAGUGAAAAAUUGAAUAGCAGCAACAGUAAUGUUGGUGAUUGUAUGAAAACAAAAAAGGCACCCAAAGAUAAAAUAGUAAGUAAAGCUGGGGAGAACUUGCAGUUAUACAGUUGUCAAAGAGCAGUCCCAAUUUCUGGUAAGAAUGCUUGGCCCCAUGAAUCAUGUGCCAGAACCAAUGUGUGGGUUCAUAAAAAUCAUGUACGUGACUUGGAAAGAAAAAUUUUAACAGGUACUGAUUUGUUAGUUAACUCUGUGGAAGAGGAAUCACAUAAGCCAUGGAUAAGUACUAGCAAACCUUUGGCAGAUAAGAUAAUUGAUCCUAAAGCAGAGCUUCCAACAGAAAGCUGUGCUUCAGAAUUUUCAAUUCAUGUAGAUAACAUAUUCUCAGUUGUUAGUAGUGGGAGUAAAUGUUAUUCCAUGAAUAGACCUAACCAGUACAGAUCUGUUAGUAAAAUGGGAAAGAAAUUGAAAGUAGGUUCGGAUUUACUAGGGAAAGUUGUUAAAAAUAAUAGAAGUAUAGCUAAGAGAAGCAUUUCCAUAAAUGUCCAGAAUGUUGCAUUUGCUAAUUCAAAAAGCAAAACAAAUGAGCAGAAGACAUCAGUUACCAAACAAGAAUUGUUUCUGCAAACAUUAAUCCCAAGGAGCCUAUUGGACUUCAAAAUUCCUUUACUCAGGAAUAAAAAUGAAUAUGAAAAAGCAAAAUAUCCUACAUCAGAUAGGAAUACUUGCUGUCAUUUGGACAUUUUAGAAGAGUCUACUUCUAGAAACAAAAGCAGAGCUGAACAGACUUCAUCAGAUUUAAAUUCUAAAUACCAGUUCCAGUCUGAGCAAGUUAAUGCUACCAUAUCAAAGGAACAUGCAAACCAGUUUGACAUUGAUUUUCCUGAAAGCCAUUAUAAAAAGAAUAAUGAAUGCGUGGAGACUUCCAAUGAGAGUGAGCUGAAAACAUCAAAUUUUGAUAAUAGUUUUGACUCUUUGAGGACUGAAUUUAAAGAAAAGCACAUUCUGGACUCUGUUUUGGUACCAGACUCUAAAGACGAAGGUAAUAACAGUAAUAACUCAGCACAGGUCAGAGACAACUUCCAAGCAGAUGUUCUUCAGGCUUAUGAAGAUGAUGUUCUUGUGAUUGAUGUAAUUCAGGAUGAUCCUGAUCUGUUUGGAGAUACUGGUGAACAAGAAGCUGCAUGUACAGAAAAGCAUUUUACUAAAGCCAACUUUAACACCAGCAUUUUUUCAGAAAAAAAGCUGAAGUUAGAACCAGAAUCCCCUCCGCUUCCAGGAUGCAGAUAUUUGAAACUAUGUCCUAGAGAGAAUCCUGUUGAAGAUUAUGCAAGACUGAAAUCCGAUGCUGAUUUUCCAUCAACAGAAGCUGAUGAAAUUAAAUCAAGGUCACCAAGUGAAAUCAGUUCCAUAGGAGGUGUAACAGUCUCAUCUGUUGAGGAAGGGCAGCUGACUGUAUUAGAUUAUAAGAGUUGCAUCACAAAUGAAAAGUAUAAACCUCAAGAAAAAAUGCUUGCUGCAAAAGAAGGAAAAGCAAAUAUUCGGAACAUUGCAAAAAUUGACAAUACUCAAUAUAUUGAACCUGUGACCCAUGACCACGAGCUGGGAUUGUCACUCCCUGCUAUGAAAGCAACUGCUCCUCAGUGGCACAGCACAGGAAUGGAACCAUGGAGGAACGACUUCAGAUUCUCAAGGAAAGGUCCCCUUUGGCCUACAUCAUAUCCCAACAGGCAUAAUUCUUGGAAAGUAGGCAAAGAUGGACUGAUUAAUUUAGGCUUGCUGCAUAUACCCCAUGGAUACUGUAGAUCACAUUUCAAUACAUUGAAUGGUUGUGAGAGAACAGACUGCUGGUUUUGGCAUGUUCCUACAUCAGGAAAUGAACAGUUUUGCAGUGAAAUACUUCGGAAAUAUAUAAGUACUGGUGAAGUAGUUCUGCUGCAGCGUGCAGUCCAGAUAUUUACAGAUUACUGCAGAAAUAAUAUUCCUAGGUUAUAUUUGAAUUCAAAAAUACUAAAUGACCUGCUGGCCUCUUUGCUCCAGUUCUGUUUGCUGAAAGAACUAUUUCUUGUAGUCCACACAGGCAUAAUGAUUAAAAUACUGCCAACUGUAGACAUCCUCCUCAAAGUUUUUGAACAAGUGGCUUCCAUGAAAUUAAAAGACACAGUGCCUGACUUAAUUAACAUCUCAUGUAAGCUUAUUGAUGCUGGAAUGGUUCUUGAAUAUGAGCAUUUUGGCUGUAUUAUACGGUUUCUAAAUCAACUGCAAGUUUCAAGUCAGGAAAUAACCACUUUUAUGACCAGAUUUCAGGGAAGACAUUUCAAAAAGGCCUGCCUUUGUGACUUUGAUUCAGCAGUUGCAGAAUUUCAGCAUUGUAAAGAAAAAGAUGACUGGGCUAAAUUGGGAACUUUGUACAUAAAUGUAAGGAGAGGGUGUGGAAAUGUUGAUGACCUGCAGAAGUACUCAUUGUGCAUUGCUAACAUCCUAACCAGUGCCAUGAAGGAAGAGACGCCAGUGAUUCCUUUUUGUGUAUUUGCAGCUGCAGUUAAUGCUGAUGGACGUCAUACUGAAGCAGACAAAAAUUUACUGGGAAGGAUUGGGAUAAGUGUUAUGUUUUCAUAUUACAGAAAGCAGCAGUGGUCAAAGGCCAGGAAGGUUCUGGAUGUACUUCACGCUUUACAGAUACCUUUCACAUUUUUUAAAGGACUACUUGGUCAUGAGAGAUUGGCACCAAGAUGCCAUAUUGUUAAUGUUGCUGUGGAAAUCUUCCUCAAAUGUGGAAGCCUAGAUGGAGCAAUUUGGGUACUGAAAGAGUCAGACUGGGUAAUAAAUACACUAUCAUGGCCUUGUGAUAGAAUGGAUGUUCUUAAUCGACAUAAUUUGUUAUGUACAAUGGCAACUGAAUACAUUACAAAGUCACGAUAUGGAGAAGCAUUCGAAGUCUUACAAAAUCUACCAGGCUUUCAGAAUUCUUCUGAUACCCUGGAUGUAUCCCAAUACAGCCUUUUGUUUAAUAAGCUACUUGGUGCUUGUCUAGAAAGCAAGAACCUUGGAAUGUCAUCUGCUGUUGUAGACUUCAUGCUUACAAAGAAUAUUCCUGUUGAAUUUCAUUUACUUAGAUCAUUAAUCACGACACUGGGAAGAAGCUGCUUGUGGCUUAAAGCCAGGACACAUUAUAAAAGUGCUUUAGCAUUAGGGUGCUACCCACCACUGGAGGGAAAUCUUUACCGUAAGCUUCUUCUAAUUCCAUCAUAUAUGACUGAGGUGGAGAUGCUGCUAGCAAUUGAAAUUUUCAUGGUUGCAAAUGCUAGCAGUAUUCAGAGUCCGGGUGCUUCCAUUCAAAUACUUCAGAUAGUGCUAAAAAGAUGUGAAGACAGCAAUGUACGCAACGAUGAUGACUAUCGAAGUGCAGUGGAGAGGCUGAUUCAAGCUGCUCGCAUAUCUACUCCAAGGCUUUUCAUAAAGCAUUUGACAGUAAAUAUUAACAAGGAGCAAGUUUACAGUUUGGAAUAUGCUUCUGUACUGAAGUGGUUGAAAGAGAAUAUGAAAUGGGCAGGGAAAGUCUGGCUUUUUUAGUCACUUGUUAAGAUUUCAGUUGACCGUAAUCAUUGUUUAAAAUAAUAAAUCAAUAAAGAUGGUUUCUGUUGUGUUCA